GUCAUAUAUGAACUUACUAAAAAUGUUGUGUCGAAUCUGCCGCGCUACGUCACAGUCAGUGGAGCAAGAUGGCGGUCCCUACAAAGCAGUACGGGCUGAUCUUGUCACAGAAGAAAGGAGCGUUAAAGACAGCAGCCCUGCAGAGACCCUCAGUGUUCGGGGAUGACUCCGACGAUGAGACGUCAGUUGGGGAGAGUCUGCAGAGAGAAGCAAUCAAAAAGAAGAUGAUGAAGCAGACACGUUUGGAGAUGCACAAGGCCCUGGAAGAGGACAGCACUGUAUAUGACUAUGAUGCUGUGUAUGAUGACAUUCAAAAACAGAGAAUUGAGAGCAACAAAAAAGUUCUGGGAGGCGCUGACAAAAGGCCGAAGUAUAUCCACCAGUUAAUGAAAGCAGUGGAGGACCGAAAGAAAGAGCAAGAACGAAGGGAAGAGAGGAAGAUCCAGAAGGAAAGAGAGGCGGAGGGAGAGAAAUUCGCGGACAAAGAAGCUUACGUUACCUCCGCCUACAAGCAAAAACUGCAGGAGCAGAAGGAAGAGCAGGAGAGAGAGAGGAGAGAGGCAGAGAUGGAAGCUGCUUUGGAUGUGAAGAAACAAAAAGACCUGAGCGGCUUCUACCGACACCUGCUGAAUCAGACUGUAGGAGAGGAGGCGAUACCAGAUCGCUCAGCAAACAAAACUCAAACCUCAAAGGCUGCAAAAGACACAGAGAGGACUUCACCUGUUCCCUCACCUACGUCCCAUGACAUUAUCCCAAGUUCAUGCAGCGACAGCGAGGAGGGGCACGAGCAGAAGUCUGGGUUCAGCAAGCCUGGGGCAGGCUCCUCACACUCAAAACGCCAGUACAGACAGAGGUCGCCUUCAUCAGGGAGCGGAGAAGAGAAGGAGAAGGAAAGAGCGAGGGAGAGAGACAGACAUAGGAAGAGUCACAGAGAUCUAGACAGAGACAGAGGGAAGGACAGAGAUAGGGACAGAAACAGGACAAGGGAAAAGGAAAGGGAAAGGGAUGACAGACAUGGAGGAAGAAGAGACGACAGGGAUAGAAGGAAAGAUAGAGACAGAGACCGAGGCAGGGAAGAUGACAGAGGUAGAGGCAGGGGGGAUACAGAGAGGGAAAACAGACAUGGGAAGCGGGAGAGGAGCCCUAAAGAAAGAGAGAGGGAGAAGAACGGGGAAAGAGAGAAGAGGAGGAAUCCAGGUGAAGACGAGCGGAAGGACAAAGAUCGGGAAGAAGAGAAGGAGAGAAGGAAGGAGCCGGAGAAGGAGAAGGCAGUGAAGAUGGAAGAAAAAGACCCGGAGAAGAAGGAAGAAGCCGGAGCGCCGGGAAAGCAAAAAGAAGACGGCGAAGAGAAAGAGGAAACGGAGGAGAAGGGGAACAAGUUUGCAAAGCGCAGCACGGAUCAGACUGUGAGCUCGGCGAGAGAGAGGUACAUGGCCAGACAGAUGGCACGCUCGGCCUGCAAGAGCUACAUCGAGAAGGAGGAGGACUGAGAGCGCUCCAACACGCCACGCAAACAUCUCUGUACUGCACACAACCUCCAUCUCAGAUUAAGAGGAUAAAGCUAAUCUUAUUUCAUAAUUUUCUUUUUUUUUUUCUCCAACAAUCCCAUUUAAAAAAGAAAGAAAAAAAGAUUUAUUUCUUCCUUUUUUUCUUCUCUGUCAAAACUUUCAGAUUCCCCUACUCCCCUUCUUGAUUUUCUUUUCAAGGCUCAAUAAAUUUCCUACAACAGCUGGACACUGUAGUUUUUUAGCAAACAGAAGUAAAUAUUGCAUGUGCUGGAGAUUAUACUUUCAUCCGUGGAUUAAUACACAUUAGUAUUUACAGCAAGUAGAACAGUGUAUGUGAAACUGACUCCAGAUCAGCUACUGUGGCCAUGUUCAUUGUAAUAAAAGAAGGUGUCACCCGGUGCAACAGUGUAGCUCAUCGAUGUGUGUUUUUUUUUUUUUUUUUUUAAAAGCCAUGGGCAACAACAGAGGUGUGGCACAGAAGAAUUAACAAUAUUAGGCUUUUACUACACGGACAGUUCUCAUUAGUGGAAUUAAUUCAUUGUUGGUUUUAGGCUUUUCAUGGGAUUUGAUGACAAUUAGAAAAACACUGAAUCUUGCCAACCUUGUCCUUUGGUGACCAGAGAGAGAGAGGGAGAGACCUGGCUGAUACAUACAUUUUUUUUGGACUUGAAUGAAUGGAUUAUGGAUUUAUUUUUGUGAAAUAAUGUUGACGACUUGUAAAUACGAGUUUGAUCAGAGAGUGUCAUGUAUCAUCACAUACAGGAAUGAGAGUAUACAGUAUAUAGGAAAUGUUGUGUUGUGGUGUUUAUUCACUUUUGUUGAGGUUUUGUAUCUUUCUCUUGUAGUCAGUGAUGAGUUAUUAAAAUCAUUUCUCGUUCCAGA
This is a messenger RNA of Seriola aureovittata, 2390 nucleotides long. RefSeq names its product nuclear speckle splicing regulatory protein 1 (gene nsrp1). Gene Ontology annotation, biological process: regulation of alternative mRNA splicing, via spliceosome. The transcript is spliced from 7 exons. The record is from RefSeq and is a predicted model, not a curated record. The coding region runs from base 69 to 1490 and encodes 473 amino acids. Lineage: Eukaryota; Metazoa; Chordata; Actinopteri; Carangiformes; Carangidae.